Messenger RNA from Juglans microcarpa x Juglans regia, 613 nucleotides. RefSeq lists its product as uncharacterized. NCBI's taxonomy places the organism in Eukaryota, Viridiplantae, Streptophyta, Magnoliopsida, Fagales, Juglandaceae. The coding region runs from base 56 to 403 and encodes 115 amino acids. The transcript is spliced from 4 exons. The record is from RefSeq and is a predicted model, not a curated record. Gene Ontology annotation, molecular function: protein binding.
AAGUGUCGCUGUAUCAGUACCACCUCAGAACGACGUUGUUUAUGAAGGCUAUGCGAUGGCGCCGACGAGUAGUGGUAUAUAUAAUUCCGAUUACAAGGAAGAUGGGAAAGCAAACCUUUCUGAUCUGCCUGCUGACAUUGGUGCGACGAAUGGAGUUGUAAGAUCAACUAGAGAUCUUCUGCCAGCUCAUUACAUAUUUCAAAUCAAGAAUUUCUCGUUGCUGUUUAAGAACGAGGUUAAAAAAUGUGAAUCAGGCCAGUUUGAAGCUGGCGACUAUCAAUGGAGAUUAGGAGUACAAGUACUCCACACAGAUGGGAAGAAGAAUAUAUAUUGCAAUCAUGGGAACGAUCCCAUCUCUUUGUAUUUGGCUAUAGCAAAUCAAAAUAAUCUUUUGCCUAGUUAGGAGGUUAACGUAAACUUCAAGUUCUUUGUGUUUGAUCAAAUACGCAACAACUACCUAUGUGUUCAAGAUGGGAUUGUAAGACGCUUCCAUAACUUAAAAACUGAAUGGGGAUUCAACCAAUUACUUCCACUUGAUUUUCUCGGCAAUCCUUCGAAUGGUUAUAUUGUUGACGACACAUGUGUCUUUGGGGUGGAAGAUUUUGUUAUUAAA